AUGGCCGCCAAUGUGGGAUCGAUGUUUCAAUAUUGGAAGCGAUUUGAUCUACGGCGACUCCAGAAGGAGCUUAAUUCCGUCGCUUCUGAGCUGUCUGCGCGGCAGGAGGAGAGUGAACAUUCUCAUAAACAUUUAAUUGAACUCCGCCGGGAAUUUAAGAAAAAUGUACCUGAGGAAAUCAGAGAGAUGGUGGCUCCUGUACUAAAAAGCUUCCAAGCUGAGGUGGUGGCCCUUAGUAAGAGAAGUCAAGAGGCGGAGGCCGCUUUUCUGAGUGUUUACAAGCAGUUGAUUGAAGCACCAGAACCUGUGCCUGUGUUUGAAGCGCCGCGUGGCCCAGACGACAGACUGCAGCCCCCUAGCUUUGACCCCAGCGGGCAGCCCCGGCGAGAUCUCCACAACUCGUGGAAGAGGCACCCAGAGCUCCUUGGACCCAAAGAGCAGAGAGAGAGGACAUCCCCUGCCGGGCCCACGCUGACCGAGGGGAGCCGCCUCCCUGGCCUUCCUGGCAAAGCCCUCCUGACAGAAACCUUGCUGCAAAGAAAUGAGACGGAGAAACAGAAGGGCCUUCAAGAAGUGCAGAUCACUCUGGCAGCCCGACUGGGGGAGGCGGAGGAGAAAAUCCGUGUCCUGCACUCAGCGCUAAAGGCCACCCAAACAGAGCUCCUGGAGCUGCGCCGAAAGUACGACGAGGAGGCAGCGUCCAAGGCAGAUGAAGUCGGCCUGAUCAUGACCAACCUGGAGAAAGCAAAUCAGCGAGCCGAGGCUGCCCAGCGCGAGGUGGAGAGUCUCCGAGAACAGCUGGCCUCUGUCAACAGUUCCAUCCGCCUGGCCUGCUGCUCCCCCCAGGGACCCGGCGGGGACAAAGUGAACUUCCCGCUGUGCUCUGGUCCGCGGCUGGAGGCCGCACUUGCCUCCAAAGACCGGGAGAUUGUGCGGCUGCUCAAGGACGUGCAGCAGCUCCAGAACUCGCUGCAGGAGCUGGAGGAGGCCUCUGCCAGUCAGAUUGCUGACCUGGAGCGGCAACUCACGGCCAAGGCCGAGGCCAUCCAGAAGCUGGAAGAGAAGCUCCAGGCACAGUCAGACUAUGAAGAAAUUAAGACAGAACUGAGCAUCCUGAAAGCCAUGAAGCUGGCCUCCAGCACCUGCAGCCUCCCCCAGGGCCUGGCCAAGCCUGAGGACUCACUGCUUAUAGCAAAGGAGGCCUUCUUCCCUGCGCAGAAAUUCCUUCUGGAAAAGCCCGGUCUCUUGGCCAGCCCUGAGGAGGACCCUUCAGAGGACAACUCCAUCAAGGACUCGCUGGGCCCAGAGCCGGCCUUCCCCUCCCCUCCACAGCUCCCCCCACCCCCAGGCCCGGAAGACCCCCUGUCGCCAAGCCCUGGGCAGCCCCUGAUGGGACCUGGCCUGGGAUCUGAUGGCCCUAGGACUUUCUCCAUGUCCCCCUUCCCCAACCUGGCCUCGGGGGAGAGACUGGCCGGGGACUUGCUACUGUCCAAGCACAUGAUGCCCCCGGCCACCUUCAAGGGAGAAGCAGGCGGCCUGCUGGUGUUCCCACCAGCCUUCUACGGCACCAAGCCCCCCACUGCCCCCGCCACCCCAGCCCCCGGCCUGGAGCCGCCCGGAGCCGCAGAGCCGUCGGAUGGGGGUGGCACGGCAGGGACAGAGGAGGAGCAGCUGGACACGGCAGAGAUCGCCUUCCAGGUGAAGGAGCAGCUGUUGAAGCACAACAUCGGGCAGCGUGUGUUCGGCCACUACGUGCUGGGGCUAUCACAGGGCUCGGUCAGCGAGAUCCUGGCCCGGCCCAAGCCCUGGCGCAAGCUCACAGUGAAGGGCAAGGAGCCCUUCAUCAAGAUGAAGCAGUUCCUGUCAGACGAGCAGAACGUGCUGGCCCUAAGGACCAUCCAGGUGCGGCAGCGAGGCAGCAUCACCCCAAGGAUCCGCACGCCAGAGACGGGCUCAGAUGAUGCCAUCAAGAGCAUCCUGGAGCAGGCCAAGAAGGAAAUUGAAUCCCAGAAGGGGGGUGAGCCCAAGAACUCCACGUCCCCGUUGGGUGUCACCAACAGCUCAGCAGCCACCAGCACCUCGGAGGACGCCAUCAAGAAUAUCCUGGAACAGGCACGCCGCGAGAUGCAGGCCCAGCAGCAGGCUCUGCUGGAGAUGGAGGCAGGCCCCCGGGGCCGCUCCCUGCCGCCCUCUCCCCCAGAGCGGCCCUCGCUGGCCGCUGUGAGCCAGAACGGGGCGCCAGCCUACGUCAAGCAGGAGGACGGCGGCACUGGUAGCAGCGGUGGGGGCAGCAGUGGCAGUGCCAUGCAAGCCUCACUCACCGUGCUGUCCCCCGCCGCCUUCGUGCAGAGCAUCAUCCGCAAGGUCAAGUCGGAGAUCGGCGACGCCGGCUACUUCGACCACCACUGGGCCUCGGACCGCGGCCUGCUCAGCCGCCCCUACCCUUCCGUCUCACCCUCACUUUCCUCCUCCUCCUCCAGCUACUCCAGCCAGCCCAAUGGGAGGGCUUGGCCCCGUGGGGACGAGGUGACCGUGGCCCCUGAGGACGAGGCUGCCACGGGUGAAGAUGAGCCCCCCCGGGUGGGCGAGCUCAAGUCUGAGGGGUCUGUGGCCGAAGCCGGCAGUGGCGGGCGGCUGGCCUAUUACCCAGCCUAUGUGCCUCGCACCCUGAAGCCCACCGUGCCACCCCUGACCCCCGAGCAGUACGAGCUGUACAUGUACCGCGAGGUGGACACACUGGAGCUGACGCGCCAGGUCAAGGAGAAGUUGGCCAAGAACGGCAUCUGCCAGCGGAUCUUCGGGGAGAAGGUGCUAGGUCUGUCACAGGGCAGCGUGAGCGACAUGUUGUCACGGCCCAAGCCAUGGAGCAAGCUGACACAGAAGGGGCGUGAACCCUUUAUCCGCAUGCAGCUAUGGCUCUCGGACCAGCUGGGCCAGGCCGUGGGCCAACAGCCCAGUGCCUCCCAGGCAAGCCCCGCUGAGCCCAGGUCCUCACCAUCGCCACCCCCUAGCCCCAUGGCACCUGAGAAGAGCUCCCAGGAGCCCUGGAGCCUGUCCCUGGAGAGCAGUAAGGAGAACCAGCAGCCCGAGGGCCGUUCUGGCUCCUCCACCGGCGGGAAGGUGCCCUCAGGAAGCCAGGCCAUGGGAGGCAUCCAGGAGAUUGUGGCCAUGUCCCCGGAGCUGGACACCUACUCCAUCACCAAGAGGGUCAAGGAGGUCCUCACAGACAACAACCUAGGACAGCGGCUGUUCGGGGAGAGCAUCCUAGGCCUGACCCAGGGCUCCGUGUCUGACCUGCUGUCCCGGCCCAAACCCUGGCACAAGCUGAGCCUGAAAGGGCGGGAGCCCUUUGUCCGCAUGCAGCUCUGGCUCAGUGACCCCCAUAACGUGGAAAAGCUAAGAGACAUGAAGAAGCUGGAGAAGAAAGCCUACUUGAAGCGCCGCUAUGGCCUCGUCAGUACUGGCUCGGACAGCGAGCCACCGGCAGCGCAUUCUGAGUGCCCUAGCCCGUGCCUGCAGCCCCAGGACGCGAGCCUGCUGCAGAUGAAGAAGCCGCGUGUGGUGCUGGCACCUGAGGAGAAGGAGGCACUGCGCAAGGCCUACCAGCUGGAGCCCUACCCCUCGCAGCAGACCAUCGAGCUCCUCUCCCUCCAGCUCAACCUCAAGACCAACACCGUCAUCAACUGGUUUCACAACUACAGGUCCCGGAUGCGCCGGGAGAUGUUGGUGGAGGGGACCCUGGACGAGCCAGACCUUGACCCAAGUGGGGGUCCUGGCAUCCUACCACCAGGCCACUCCCACCCGGACCCCACCCCGCAGAGCCCCAAUUCUGAGGCUGAGGACCAGAAGCCACCCGUGAAGGAGCUGGAGCUUCCAGAGAGCUCUGAAGACAGCGCCACAUCCCUCACCACCCAGGACAAGGCCCAUGUGACGAUUAAGCAAGAACAAAUGGAGGAGGAUGCUGAGGAAGGGCUAGACAGCCAGCCCCCAGAUGUAGGGGAGCUGGACAAAGACCUGGGUUCUCCCAGAGAGGAGUGCCUCAGCGCCCCAGAUAAUGAGAGACUCCCAGAAGUGGCCUCGGGGCCCCUCCUUCCAGAUGCCACCAUUCCAGACUGUCCCUCACCACACCUGCAACAGGAGACCGAGGCUGGGGAGCGGCUUCACCCAGACCCCUUGAGUUUCAAGUCGGCCUCGGAGUCCUCGCACUGCAGUCUUGAGGUGUCACUGAACUCUCCCUCAGUGGCCUCCUCGCCAGGCCUUACGAUGUCUUUGUCACCUGUGCCCUCCUCCUCAGCCCCUAUCUCCCCAUCCCCACCUGGCGCGCCCCCUGCCAAAGUGCCCAGUGCUAGCCCCACUGCCGACACAGCUGGAGCCUUGCACCCCAGCGCCAAGGUGAACCCCAAUUUGCAGCGGCGGCAUGAGAAAAUGGCCAACCUGAACAGCAUCAUCUACCGGCUGGAGAGGGCUGCCAACAGGGAGGAGGCCCUGGAAUGGGAAUUCUGA
Messenger RNA from Ochotona curzoniae (black-lipped pika), 4503 nucleotides. RefSeq names its product cut like homeobox 2 (gene CUX2). NCBI's taxonomy places the organism in Eukaryota, Metazoa, Chordata, Mammalia, Lagomorpha, Ochotonidae. Gene Ontology annotation, biological process: regulation of DNA-templated transcription. The transcript is spliced from 22 exons. Gene Ontology annotation, molecular function: DNA binding; DNA-binding transcription factor activity, RNA polymerase II-specific. The record is from RefSeq and is a predicted model, not a curated record. Bases 1 to 4503 code for a protein of 1500 amino acids.